Odontomachus brunneus is the source of this 6662-nucleotide messenger RNA. RefSeq names its product histone-lysine N-methyltransferase EHMT1 (gene G9a). Gene Ontology annotation, cellular component: nucleus. Gene Ontology annotation, molecular function: protein-lysine N-methyltransferase activity; histone methyltransferase activity; p53 binding. The coding region runs from base 686 to 4672 and encodes 1328 amino acids. The record is from RefSeq and is a predicted model, not a curated record. The transcript is spliced from 12 exons. NCBI's taxonomy places the organism in Eukaryota, Metazoa, Arthropoda, Insecta, Hymenoptera, Formicidae.
AUCGCCGUCCCUGAGCAAUCAAUAUGGCCUCCAGUCGCAGUCGCUCGCUCGCUCGCUAACAGGGCACGCCAGCGUAAACGCUUCUCUGUCUUCUUCCCUUUUGCCGCCUAUCACCCUCUCUCUUUCUCUCACGCGAGACUCUUCCGCAGGAAACUUCGGCGCUGUUGGUUCGGCGGCUUGCAUUGCUCCGUGCCGGGAUCGUCCAUCCGAUUAGUCGAGCAGUACGGCUCGGUAACCUCGAGAUUCAUUCGGACUUGCCUGAAACCGCCCAGGCACGAAUGUGUGACAAUGUUUCGAUCGAUAAAAAAACGGUUCAGGAAAAAGAAGCUAGUAUCCUGAACAGUGGCUGCAUCGCGUACUCGUUCGUUAGAGAGAUCGAGGUGUCCGUGUCGUCAAUAAGCGUCACUGAUAAGCGAGGAUCGAUUGGAAAAAGUGCAGUGUUAUAAAAAGGCACAAGGGCGGCGGAACAAGACUAAAAGGGUAGGCCUGUGAUAUAUGAAGAAGAGGAUAUAGAAAAUAGCAUUAAGCUACGCUUAGUAGGUAAAGCAAAUUUGAGCAAAAUUCGAGUAAAAUAUAUCAUGCUUCGGUAGUUGCAUCGCCGUGCUCGGUAAAAAAAAUCAGGGGAUAUGAAGCACUUACCGGAAGAAGAUGCGCGCCAUAGUCGUUGCAUGUUGUCCUGCCGUUCAUGGUAGCAGCCGUUAGCAUGGCCGAUGUCGUGUCCGAGGUCUCGGAUGGAGCAGUCGCAACAGCCGAGGGUUGCGGCUUGCCGCCAUCGUCGGCAACGGAAGCUGCUAACAACGAAGACAUUACUGCUAACAAGGGCAUCGAGGAAGUCAGCAUCCAUAAGAUCCUCCAGGGUAUGACCAGUGAAUUCAACAAGAGCGUGAGUUCGGAUGAGAGCGACGACGAAAUAGCAGUUGUUACAGAAAAUACAACAAUGCUGCCACAGUCGCCGUCCAUGCUUAUCGAAGAGUCUGUCGACGACCCAACAGCCGUCGAGAAGCGAGACAAGAAAGGUGAGGACACAGCUGAGAGUGCAGAAAACACUGCAGUUCAAGCUGCACCAGAUGAGAAUCAUAAGGGAGAGGAUGAUGCCUCCACAGGCCAGCAAGAAACUCCCAAGAAAGAGGCUCUCAAGAAAGAGGCUCUCAAGAAAGAGGCUCUCAAGAAAGAAAAUAGCAUACCUAGGCUCAUUCUGACAUUUAGAACAAUUGAUGAAAACACAGAUCACGGUAAGAAGACUAAAAUAUCCAGCUGUUCUUCUCAUCUCACCAUGGUUCCGGAAAACUUGAGCAAUUGUGAUCGGAUUAGUAAUAGUGGUAUGGUCGGUGUCUCAGUAAAAAUAGAGAACUCUGAUGAUAAUUCGGAUAAUGUGGAAGAGUCCUCAAAAAAAGUCAAGGUAGGAAGAUCUGCAAAAAAGCUAGAAUCUAAAGAUGUGACUAAGAAUGUGGUGGAAGAUACAGAGGAGAAACUUAGUAAUACACAGCUUUCUGUCGAGCAGAAGGCUGAGACUACAAAGAACAACUCUGAGAGUAACCCUGAAAGCAACGUUGAGACAAAGCUUGCUGAAGGUACUGAGCAGAAAGAAACUGCUGCACCAGUUACCAGGAAGAGAAGAACUGGACGACCUAGAUUGCGAGCACUUAGCGACUCGAUGGAAGAACAGCCUUGCCCCAAACGUUCAGCUAGAAGACUUUGUAAAGAAACCUUGAAGAGUACAGUUUUGGAAAGUGCCAUGGCGCGCAAAGAGAAGUCGAAUUACACGGAGGAUAUGCAGCGCAAAAAACGGAAGUAUAACAGACCAGGCCGUCCGAAGAAAAUAAUUCCGGGCAGAGAUCCGAUCAAGCCUGUCCAAAUGAGGGUUUCUGAUAUACGACAUCAGGAAGCAGAUACGUCGCUGCUGUCCGACAGUGGCGUUAGCGCAUCAGAAAACAUGUUUGAUUCCUCACGUACUUCCGCUACAUCGUUGUCGGAAAACAAUAGUAUAAACGAUAAUAUCAAUGAGGAUUCGUUGACGUUUUCAUCCUCCGAGUUUGCCGAUAUGCCGAAGCUAUCUCCGAUGACAAGGAGUUCGGAUUCGCAGAUCAAGCUGAGCAACUCGAUCCGUAGUCCUAGCAGCGAUGAUGCGUUGGUAGAUAUCGGAAAGCCGUUCCUGAAGCCUGCUACUGCUGGACGACCCAAGAGGGAAAGGGGUCGACCACGUGGAAGCACUCAGGCUGCGCGAAAGAUUGCAAAGGCCGACGUAUAUGAUGGUGAUGGUUCUCCAUCCGUCGCAGAGACUGGAAAGCAUAAUGAUUAUCCUGAAGAAGGUACAGUACCGGCAAAACGAACUCGCAGAAGCAUGGCGCCGAGUCCGAGUCCCGCGGAAGGACAGGCAUCGAAGCCAGAAUCCACGGCGAUCAUGAGUGAAACGUACGCGCAAUCCAUGCUGUGUUUAUGCCAAGUGCGAUCUCAGUUAUAUGUAACAAUCACCGGUUCCGCACCGCUCUACUGCACGGCCAACGACUCGAUCGACAACAGACUGGUGGGUUGUUGCAACGAGGUGGACAAUAACGACGUGACGAUGAGACGGCCGAGUGCUCGUAUACCUUAUAUCAUCCUCUGCCGCGUGCAUAAAGAGCGUCUAUUGCGACACAAUUGCUGCCCUACAUGCGGCAAGUUCUGUUCGCAGGGUAGGUUCGUGCAGUGCAUUAACGGUCAUCAGUAUCAUCGCGAGUGCGAAAUCUAUCCGAACAAGAAGGGCGUGUGUCCUCAUUGCGGCAGCGAAAGUACCACUUAUGACGUGUUAGUGACAAUGAAUGGCAUGCGAAAGCCUGUCUUCAUUCCUACGCGAAAAAGGUUUUCUAAACUCCCUUCUGCAAAAAUGUCACUGCCUGGUAAAGGCGACAAUACAAAGUUGGCCGAACGUCCACCUAGUCCGCUAAUCCAGCCUGACAUCAUCAAAAUACCCGAGCCAUCGACCAAUAGCGACAGGCCAGAACGCUAUACUAUUAUGAGCCUUUAUACAUCCGUGAAGAACGGGGAUCUGGAAAAAUUAGUGAAUGUAUUAGCUUGUGGUUAUAACGCAAAUCACACAUUCCGGGAUUACGCUCAUCGGACUAGUCUGCAUAUAGCGGCGGACAAAGGUCAUAUGUCAUGCGUACACGUUUUGGUGCAAGCCGGUGCUCAAAUAGAUAUAAUGGACAGGAACCAAUUGACACCUCUGAUGCUUGCCGCGGGUAAGGGCAAAGCUGACGUCGUUAGGUAUCUAGUUAGGGUAGGCGCUGAUGUAACGUUGAAAGGCGAGGAUGGUAUGACCGCUUUGCACAUGGCAGCUAAGACGGGUCAUUUAGAAGUUUGCAAGAUCAUCCUGACUGAGUGCAAGGUGCCGAGAACAUUAGUAGAUUGCGUGGAUGAUGGUGGCUGGACGAGUUUGAUAUGGGCCUGCGAGUUUCGCCAUACGAACGUUGCACGAUUCUUGUUAGAUAAAAAAUGUGAUCCUCUUAUCCGGGACGCUGAACAAAACAUUGCGCUUCACUGGAGCGCUUUUAGUGGAAGUUCCGAAAUUACAGAGAUGCUCCUGAACGAAGGAUGUGAUGUGAAUGCAGUAAAUGUUCAUGGUGAUACACCUUUGCAUAUAGCGGCUAGACAAGACCGAUAUACAGUCAGCGUAUUAUUGCUAGCACGCGGUGCUAAAAUAGGAGAAGUAAAUGCUGUCGGCGAGACUGCAGUGAACUGUUGCACUGCAGAUGGCGAUACUAUGACUGCCUUGAGAUUAAAUGCCAAAGUCAAUGAACUUUCUCAGCAUAUGUGGGAAAAAACGGUUAAAAUAUUGACAAAUGAUAUUUCACGCGGCAAAGAAACUAAUCCUAUACAAUGCGUCAACGGAUAUGAUGGUGAGGACAAACCGACUGAUUUUAUUUAUGUGACGGAGAAUUGCUUCACGAGCAACAUUAGCGUAGAUCGUACGAUAACGUCAUUGCAAUCCUGCCGUUGUGAGGAUAACUGCAGUUCCGAGAAAUGCUUGUGCGGGAACAUAAGUCUGCGGUGUUGGUACGACGAGAACGGAAAACUCAUACCAGAGUUCAAUUACGCAGAUCCACCAAUGUUAUUCGAGUGCAAUCCAGCUUGCGAUUGCAAUAGCAUUACUUGCAACAACCGGGUGAUACAACACGGUCUCACUCAAAGGUUUCAACUAUUCCGCACGAUAGGUAAAGGUUGGGGUCUUCGAACUCUUCGACAUAUCCUCAAAGGUACCUAUGUGUGCGAAUAUGUUGGCGAGAUAAUCUCUGACUCCGAGGCUGAUCAUCGAGAGGAUGAUUCUUACUUAUUUGAUUUGGACAACCGAGACGGAGAAACUUACUGUAUAGACGCAAGACGUUAUGGAAAUAUCGCCCGGUUCAUCAAUCACUCAUGCGCUCCGAAUCUGCUGCCGGUACGAGUCUUUGUUGAGCAUCAAGACUUGCAUUUUCCUAGGAUAGCGUUCUUCGCUAACCGAGACAUCGAGGCGGAUGAAGAACUCGGCUUCGACUAUGGCGAGAAGUUCUGGAUAAUUAAGUGUAAAUCCUUCACGUGUACCUGCGAAGCCGAGAACUGCCGUUAUUCGGAGCAGACUAUAAAAGUUACACUGGAUAAUUAUCGCAAGAAAAUACAGCAGGAAGAGAUGCUGGCAGCUCAAACCUCAUCAUCGUAACCCUAAGUGCGAUUUAGCUUAAUUAUCUAGAGGUCCGCGAUUUCUCUUAAUUGUCGGCGGACGUGACGCACGAUUUUACGAAUCGUCUCGUUGAUCACGCGCGCUAGUUUUUUCCCCGUGUAUCGGUUUGCCGGGAUCGAUUCUCACACGCACGAUGCGCGAGAUUGUAAAAGUACAAAUGCAAACGGUUGGUGGUGGGAUAAUUAGGUUCGAUUAAUUUUUUCCCCGAAUAUCUGCUUGCACCGUGAGAGUUGUAUACCGUCCGACUUCGCAGCCGCUGAAGCUUCGAAGGUAUCGGUCAUGCUAUUGUUUUUGUCGAGCACCGAAUGUACGUCCAUGUUGAGACGAGGUUAAUGGUCGGUCCACCAACUGACUUUGUUGGCUCGUUGCUUGUUCCUCUCUUUUUUUUAAAUCGGAGUUUUAACAUCGUUAAUUGAAUAUAAAUUGUGUAAUUGCGACGAGCUUAGGAUGAUGCAUCGAUAAGAAAAGAUAUACAGGAUUCCAAUAAUACUUUCCAUUUAUGGUAAAGAUAUUUUAGCUCGUAUUGUAUCUACAUAUUUUUGUAUUAUAACUGUUAGUUUUGGAAAGAAUCAGCGAUUUAAUUACACGAAGUACAACGAUAAUGUGCGUACCGGUGAAUAUAUAUAUGCAUUAUUACUGCAUAUUUAUUUUAUACUGUUGCAUUUAAUGUUACUAAGUUGCCGAUUUUUCAUAAAACUAAUACAAUUAUAAUACAAAAUAUGUUGAUAUGCUGAAGCCAUAAUAUCUUAGCCGGAAAUGGAAAGCAUUUUUAAAAUCCUGAGUACUAAUCGAGUUACAUUUUGAAGGUGUUUUAUGAUUACUAUGGAAGUAUGAUGAAAUACAUUUAUCCAGAAUCACUUUGUGAUUCCCUGCAGUUUGGUGGUUAAUAGUAAUUGGUAUCUUAAUAAUAAACGUCCGAUAUAGGAAAUAUCAUGAAGAGUGUAAUAACAAUGUCAUAUAAUACGUACGAAACAUUUUGAGUAUAAGAGUCAAAUUCAACUGAAAAUAAGAACAAAUAUUCGUUGAUUUUUAAAUGUUCUGUACGAAACAUUUUGUUCAUGUUCUUUUUUGAUCUCGUAUUUUUGAAAAAUAUCGCAUACAAUAUUUCGAUGAAAUACAAUUCGAUACAAUUCAUAUUACUACAUGUAUACUGUAGCUUUUCAAGAAAUAUUGUAACAAAUAUUUUUUAACAAUACAGUACUACAAAUCUUUUCGAGCUUAACUUGAACAUACUGAGUACCACGCUCGAUUCGAAUAUGAAUCUUAACGGAUUAGAAUUCUCUAGUCGCGAACAUAUACACACUCAGAUUACUUAAUACAAAUUGAAUACAGAUUACUUAACAUUGUUAGUCGCGCGAGUUUUACCCAAUCAGAGACAAGAUAUUUAAUAAAAUCAUUAAUUAUUAUAUAAUUCAAAUUGUAACCCCCAAAAGCGGAUGAAGAAAUUCCUGCAGAAACUUGCACACGUCACUAAAUCUUGGGUGACGUGGUACUCAAUAUAUUAAGGAAAUUUGAAUAUUAAUCGCUCAUUUAUACUUUGCCUCAAGCUCGCUUAUAUUCUUUUGCCUAUUUUUCCGGUAACUGCAAGUCUUUGAAAGACACGACCGUACGAGAAAAUGUCACGUUAACCUUUUUUCUCUAUUUUUUUUAUCUAGGUAACGAUAAGCAUAAUAUAUGACAGAUGGUUUGCAUGUGCAAGGUGCGAGAAUUUUAAACAUGGUUGGAAAUAUUGUGUGAUUGAGGAAGGAAAUGUAAACUACCAUCGCUUAGGUGAAUCAAAGAAUUAUUGCAGCGCGCGUUCGUGUGUUCCUUAUUAUAGAGCAUUAUGCUGUUUUAUUCCAAUUAAAUGUACGAAUUUCGUCUGCGAAUGAAUUUAAUGGGAUUCACUAUGAGCGAUGUAGUGCAAAAGAUUACACCUUUUUGUACAAAUGAUUGAUUUUUUGUAUAAUAAAAAUAUAGUCCUUUUUAA